AUGCUCAGGCUCGUUAGUGGAAACGUGAAAAGAUCUUUGAUCCGUCAUAGUUCUUCUUCUACUUCUGCUUUGGCUUAUAAACAAUUACACAAGCACAAUACUCCUCCACCUUUGCCAACACUAGAGACCCCAUCCUGGAAUGUUGACACUGCAGUCUCUUCUAUUUUAUACGAGACGCCUGCUGCCUCUACAGAACCAAGAACGAAUCAUGUUUUAAACUGUUUGGUUCAGAAUGAACCUGGUGUUUUAUCUAGAAUCUCUGGUACUUUAGCUGCUAGAGGUUUCAAUAUUGACUCGUUGGUCGUCUGCAAUACAGAAGUUAAAGACUUAAGCAGAAUGACAAUAACCAUCAAAGGUCAAGAUGGUGUUAUCGAACAAGCCAGAAGACAAAUUGAAGAUUUAGUUCCAGUGUACGCUGUGUUGAACUAUACUAAUGCUGAAAUUGUUAAAAGAGAAUUGGUUUUGGCUCGUGUCUCUUUAUUAGGUGCUGAAUACUUUGAAGAUCUUUUAUUGCAUCAUCAUCAAACUACAGGCAAUGUUGAUUCUAGUGAAUUGGUUUCUGAAGUUAGAGAAAAGACAUUUCAUCCUUCUAACUUGCCAUUAAGUGAAGUCCUAAGAUUGAAACAUGAGCAUUUAAAUGAUAUCACUAAUUUGGCUAAGAAUUUCGGUGGUAGAGUCGUCGAUAUAAGUGAAGCCAGUUGCAUUGUCGAGUUAUCAGCUAAACCAAAGAGAAUCUCUGCUUUCCUAAAAUUAAUUGAACCAUUCGGUGUUUUAGAAUGUGCAAGAAGUGGCAUGAUGGCUUUACCAAGAACUCCAGUCAAGACUGCUGGCGCGGAAGAAGAUGAUGAGGCAAAGAUAAGUAACAUUGUCGACAUCUCGCAAUUACCACCUGGUUAA
This is a messenger RNA of Tetrapisispora phaffii CBS 4417, 897 nucleotides long. It is a transcript of the gene ILV6, whose product is annotated as acetolactate synthase regulatory subunit. The record is from RefSeq and is a predicted model, not a curated record. NCBI's taxonomy places the organism in Eukaryota, Fungi, Ascomycota, Saccharomycetes, Saccharomycetales, Saccharomycetaceae. Gene Ontology annotation, molecular function: acetolactate synthase regulator activity. Bases 1 to 897 code for a protein of 298 amino acids. Gene Ontology annotation, cellular component: mitochondrial nucleoid; acetolactate synthase complex. The transcript has a single exon. Gene Ontology annotation, biological process: branched-chain amino acid biosynthetic process.